Molecule: messenger RNA, 2282 nt
Organism: Salvelinus namaycush (lake trout)
Lineage: Eukaryota; Metazoa; Chordata; Actinopteri; Salmoniformes; Salmonidae
Product: zinc finger protein 806-like
Exons: 3
Coding region: 193-1794 (533 amino acids)
Biological process (GO): regulation of transcription by RNA polymerase II
Molecular function (GO): RNA polymerase II cis-regulatory region sequence-specific DNA binding; DNA-binding transcription factor activity
Source: RefSeq, a predicted model, not a curated record
GCCUGCUUCAGUGUGGUAAAAACAUUUACGUUUUUAUUAACGUUUUUAUUGUUGUGAUUUAGACGCUUGUUAACACCCAGGAAGUCUAAAUAUGACUUAACUGCACUGCAUCACAUACUUACCCUAGGUCAUCUUUAAUUCGCGUUGGAGACGGGGCUUGGUUGAUAGAUGUUAUCUAGAUAGCUGCUAACAAUGGCUAACUGUAUGGUUUUUCACACUCAAAUAGCCUCCAUCAUGGAGCUGCUAGCAAAUGCAGCCGUGGCAGAGAUCUGUAAACUCGUAGACGACGACUAUGCAGUGUUUCGUGUGGAAAUAACUCAAAGCCAGAAAGAAAACAGGGCAUUGCGGAGAAAACUACUGGAACUGAAGGUGGCACGGGAGCGCGCAGAGAGGACAAUGCGAGAGCGCGUCCUCGCCAGUCGUUCCAGUAGUGUCAAGAUCCUCGAUCGAUACAGAGGAAUGGCAAGAGGUGAAGGACAUCUCACUGGAGGACACAGGAUCUCUGUGAAGCCAGUGGGACACAAUACAUGGAGAGAUGACCAACCAAUCACUGUUGAUGAGGGGAGUAGAACCUCAACCCAGCACGUUAUUGUGAUAGAGUCUGCAGAGGCUGCAGGUCCUGGGGUCAAGCUAGAGAGAUCUGAAGGAGAUGAGUGCCCACAGCACAGCAGAGAAAUCCAGACUGGGGUGGAUGGAGCGCCCCUUGUAGCCACGGAGGACCCCACCACUGCCCCAGCGCAGCCCAAGACCCAAUGCAGUAUCACAGAGGUCAGUGGAACGCCGAACGCCAUCCUCAAGUCAGAGGCAGACACCGAGACUUUAACUGUAACACACAGGCUUUUACACACAGGAUCUGACCACAGAUCAGACCCAGAGAGGCUGAGGAGACUGGCCUGUCCUCCUGCUCCUGGCUCAGAGUAUAUACCGGUAUUUCCCCAUAGCCAAAGGAUAGUUCAUUCCCAUGGUGAUAGUGACGUGUUAGACACUGGCGGUGAUGAUCCGUCUUGUUCUUACACUACAGAAAUGGACCCUGGCAACAUGCCCUUGGGAUUAGAGACACAGACUGAUCUGUCUAGAGGGAACUGGAACCUGUACAGUAGUAGUGUAUACUCUGAACAGUGCCUAAAUAAGAAAGGGGAGGGUCUGGUCGUAGAUGAGGUGACUGUGAAAGUGGAGGGCGAUGUUCCUCCCACAUGGAAUCCAGAUAGUCACCUAGGAGACGGACACUCACAGGGCAGAUAUUGCUUAGAUUACAGGGGAAACUUAGAGACAAAUCCAAUAGUCGCAACCCACUCCCCUUUACACUCAUUCAGGGAUCGUGAGCCAGUGUCCACCUCAAUGGGGCAUUCCGAUUCAAACGGCCUCGUCCCUUUCGAUCAGGUAUUGAACUCAAACGACAGGGCUAGAGCCCAGGCUCCGGGAGGAGGAGCAACAUCAGGCAAUAUUAAAGAGAAACGGUUCCUCUGCAUUUUCUGUAACAAAGGCUUCAGCUGCUCCCAGAAGGUGGAGAUCCACCAGAGGGUCCACACAGGGGUGAAACCCUACAGCUGCCCCCAGUGUCACAUGCGCUUCACCCAGGCUGGUGACCUGAAGAGGCACCAGAGGGUCCACACAGGGGAGAAACCCUACAGCUGCCCCCAGUGUCACAUGCGCUUCACCCAGGCUGGCAGCCUGAAGAGGCACCUGAAGGUCCACACAGGGGAAAGGCCGUUUGCCUGUACGCAUUGCGGGAAGAGGUUCCCAGAGAGGACCUACCUCAGGAUACACCAGCAGAAAAACCAUCCCACUCUAUAAAAUGUAAACCAUUCUACUUUAUAGCUUAUUACAUUUAGAUCAAACCCUGCAUCAAAGACAGAUUCAUUUUCAUUGUUGUCUGCAGAAAAGAUCCACAGAUGCAUUUGGAAUAAUGAGAUUAACAGAUUUCAGUGUUGAAUAUUACUGGUUAGAAUAUUGCAUCCAGACAUUGUGUGAUAUAUAAGCCUAAAAAGUCUGUUACAUAGUGUUUGUACUGAAUAGUCUAUAUGAUGUUAGGAAAUGCCUGUUUCAUUUUUAAUUAUGUAUUUAAAAUGUGUUUAUGUUCAAUAGAAUGAAAAGUCCCAUUUUGGUGAUUCUUUAGUAUUCGGUACCAGUCAAAAGUUUGGAAACACCUACUCAUUUAAGGGUUUCUUUAUUUUACUAUUUUCUACAUUGUUGAAUAAUUGUUUAGACAUAAACUAUACAAUAACACAUGUAGUAACCAAAAAACAAAAAAAGUGUUAAACAAAUAAAUAUGAGAUUCUUCA